Patiria miniata (bat star) is the source of this 2666-nucleotide messenger RNA. RefSeq names its product NADPH--cytochrome P450 reductase-like (gene por). Gene Ontology annotation, cellular component: cytosol. Gene Ontology annotation, biological process: response to hormone. Lineage: Eukaryota; Metazoa; Echinodermata; Asteroidea; Valvatida; Asterinidae. Bases 274 to 2322 code for a protein of 682 amino acids. Gene Ontology annotation, molecular function: FMN binding; NADPH-hemoprotein reductase activity; flavin adenine dinucleotide binding. The record is from RefSeq and is a predicted model, not a curated record. The transcript is spliced from 15 exons.
AUGGUGUCGGCACUAUUGGUCAUGCUUCAAUUAGAUUCACAGUUGAACCAUUCAGGAAGCAUUCUAUUGAAAGUAAAUUUUAUUCCGACACCAGGACCUCUGCAGGGGAUUUGACUAGGAAAUCUGUGAAGAACUAAAGAGUACUUAACAUUUAUUGCUGUUCACGACUCUGUUUGAACUUUCACAAGACUACCAGCAUCUGUUCAAUCAUUCACACUAGUAGUACUGAGCUUUCUGCUAGUUUCUGCGGUUGCACAACAGACCCAGCGCAGAAUGUUCUGGAGAAAACGUAGAAUGGCAACUCCAGAAAUGGCGGAGGCGGCCAGCAAGGUGGUGGCAGAGCCCAUGUUCGGGGUGCUGGACAUCUUACUGAUGAGUGUCAGUCUUGGCAUCGGGGUCUACUGGUUCUUCUUCAGGGGGAAGAAGACCUCGGAGCAGCCUUCCGUGGUCAAGAAGCUGUCUGUCGCACCAACGUUAACAAGAAGCAGCAACGUGGGAUUCAUCGCAAAAAUGAAGUCAUCGGGCAAAAACUUGGUAGUGUUUUACGGAUCGCAGACGGGAACCGGCGAGGAGUUUGCGACACGGUUAUCCAAAGAUGCCCUUCGGUUUGGCAUGAAGGGCAUGAUAGCAGACCCCGAAGAGUGCGAAAUGGAGGACCUGGCCCAGCUGACGGAAGUAGAGAACUCCAUGGCCAUCUUCUGUAUGGCCACGUACGGCGAAGGUGACCCGACCGACAACGCGCAAGAGUUCUAUGAUUGGCUGCAGGAGGGAUCAGUAGGGCUGGCCGGCCUCAGAUACGCUGUCUUUGGCUUAGGGAACAAGACUUACGAGCACUACAAUGCCAUGGGCAUCUAUGUGGACAAACGCUUGGAGGAUCUAGGAGCCGAGAGAAUCUAUGAUCUGGGAUUGGGUGACGAUGACGGCAAUAUGGAAGAAGACUUUGUUACAUGGAGGGAGCAGUUCUGGCCAGCGGUCUGUCAACGAUUCGGUGUUCAGGCCACAGGAGACGAAUCAAGUAUCCGUACGUAUGCACUCAGAAUUGAGGACUUCCUACCAGAGAAGGUUUUCACCGGUGAGGUGGCAAGGCUAGGAUCCUUCCGGACUCAGAAACGGCCGUUUGAUUCCAAGAAUCCCUACCUGGCUCCGGUCAAAGUCAACAGGGAGCUUCACAAGGGAGGCGAGAGGUCCUGCAUGCACAUUGAGUUCGACAUCACCGACUCCAAGAUCAGGUACGAAGCCGGUGACCAUGUGGCUGUCUUCCCCAUCAACGACUCAGCCCUGGUUGACAGGAUAGCAGAACUCUUAGGAGCAGACUUGGACGUUGUCAUGAGCUUGGAUAACCUAGACGAGGAAGCAAGCAAGAAGCACCCGUUCCCCUGCCCCUGUUCCUACCGCACGGCAUUCACCCACUACCUGGAUAUCACCUCCGUGCCUCGCACCAACGUACUCAAGGACAUCGCCGAGUAUGCCUCGGAUCCCAAGGACAAGGAAUUCCUGCUGCUGCUGUCAUCUGCUACACCGGAGGGCAAGAAAGAGUACAGCGAAUGGGUGAUGCAUGACCAUCGCAGCAUCGUGGCCAUCCUGGAAGAUCUGCCUUCCCUCAAACCCCCCCUGGAUCACCUGUGUGAGCUCUUACCACGCCUGCAUGCCCGCUACUACUCCAUCUCCUCCUCACCAAAGCUGCACCCGACUAGCAUCCACAUCACGGCAGUGCUGACCCGCUACACCACCCGCGUGGGCCGGCAGGUCAACGGUGUGGCCACCUCCUGGCUCAAGGGCAAGGUGCCCAACGGCCCCCAGAGCAUGCCCAACGUGCCCAUCUACGUCCGCAAGUCCCAGUUCCGCCUCCCGUUCAAGCCGGCCACGCCCGUCAUCAUGGUCGGGCCCGGCACGGGCCUGGCCCCCUUCAGGGGUUUCAUUGAGGAGCGAUACCACGCCAAGAAGGAAGGCAAAGUUCUGGGCGAGACUGUCUUGUUCUUUGGCUGCCGUAAUCGCGAUCAUGACUACAUCUACGAGGACGAGCUGAAGGAAUACCAGGAGAACCAAACCCUGUCGGCGGUCUACGUCGCGUUCUCCCGGGAACAGGCUGAGAAGCAGUACGUCCAGCACAUCAUGAUGCAGAAGAAGGAGAAGAUCUGGGAACUCCUGGAACAGGGCGGACACAUCUACGUCUGCGGGGAUGCACGUUACAUGGCACCGGACGUGCAGAAGGUGAUCAGGACCAUCAUCAGCGAGCACGGUGACAAGACGCACCAGGAGGCGGACGACUACAUCAAGAAGUUACAGUCCAAAGGUCGCUACGCGUGUGACGUCUGGAGUUAAUUCAACAAAGAUACUCCCUCCCUUCCUCCCAUCACCAGCCCCUUCCUCCCAUCACCAGCCCCCUCCCUCCCCUGCCCCCAACAAGACAUCAACAGUGUAUCAAUAAACCUUAAAACCUCAUAGAUCCGCGAAAAAUCCAACCGGGGGGGCCAAUUUCAUCGAGCUGCUAAGCUCGGGAAGUUUUUUAAGCACAAAAAACCCAAAUGUUUAGCAAAAACAGGUUACCAGCUAAAAUGUCAUGCUAAGUGUACAGCCUGUGACUGGUUCUCGGCCAAUUUUUUUGUUGAACACCUAAAUUUACUAAGCAAUGUUUUCCGCCCUCAGGUGUGGGAAAACAGCAACAA